UUUUUUUCUGCGGUCAUUUCAUGUGCAUUUGAUCGCUGUUUUUAUUUUAUUGUUUUUAUUUUUCAAAAUCUUAAUUAUAAUUAUAGACUUACAAAUCACCUCAUAUCAAGAAAUAUGUCAUCUCUCGAAACGAUCAAAGAUGAAGCUUCGGUUUCAGUUAUAAAGUUCCUGAAAGCGAAUGUCCCAAAGAGUGACCAUGAUAAAAUAGAAAAUGAGUUGAAGAAAGACUUUUUACUAGCUAAAAAAAGAAGUAAAGAGCAAAAGGUGAAACAGAAACGAAAAAAGUCUCAUAUCCUAACAAGGAAAGAGAAGAAAACCCUUGGUUUUUAUACUAUUCCAAGAAACAGUAUUAAGUAUAGUGAUGUGAUGCCUUUAAAUCACAUUUGGUCUGAUUAUAUCAGUCAAAUUACAGAGUUAGACAAGUUUACACCAGAUAGUGCUAGCAAAGGUUGGGAACAGUUUACACAAACUAUAUAUAAAGCCGAUUUUCAUGGCAGUAUGAUACAAGUUGUGCGUUCAAAGUGUCCUAGCUAUGUUGGUAAAAAAGGUAUAUGUAUUAUGGACACAAAAAACACCUUUAAGAUUGUAUCAAUAAACAAUCAAGUGACUACAUUACCUAAGAAAGACUGUGUUUUUGAAAUGUAUGUAAGAGAUAUAAAAAUAUGUGUUUUCGGUAAACAUUUGUGUGUUAGACCUGCAGAGCGAUCAACUAAGAAAGUGAAGAGCUGUUUGCAUCCUGACUUAUAAAUAAACUUCAUUAAGUAAAUAACUUUAAGUGUAGCACAUAACUCUCAGGGUUUACCUAAUAUCAUAUAU
Maniola jurtina (meadow brown) is the source of this 816-nucleotide messenger RNA. It is a transcript of the gene Pop4, whose product is annotated as ribonuclease P protein subunit p29. Gene Ontology annotation, biological process: rRNA processing; tRNA 5'-leader removal. Gene Ontology annotation, cellular component: ribonuclease P complex; ribonuclease MRP complex. The coding region runs from base 115 to 747 and encodes 210 amino acids. The record is from RefSeq and is a predicted model, not a curated record. Lineage: Eukaryota; Metazoa; Arthropoda; Insecta; Lepidoptera; Nymphalidae. Gene Ontology annotation, molecular function: ribonuclease P RNA binding. The transcript has a single exon.